Molecule: messenger RNA, 594 nt
Organism: Prunus armeniaca (apricot)
Lineage: Eukaryota; Viridiplantae; Streptophyta; Magnoliopsida; Rosales; Rosaceae
Source: the annotation of a GenBank genome assembly
AUGCUGUUUGGAGAUCUGGCAGAAUUGGCAGAUAAAGCAGCCAAGUACGAGGAGCUGCUCAAGGAAGAACAGCAGAAGAGGAACUCUUCCAAGGGCAUGUAUUACAAGUCACCUUCUUCUUCAAUACAUCUAAUUGAGGUAGAGUCGGAAGAAGAUGUAGAAGGCUUGGAGGAAAGAGAGAUUACAGUGGCAGAAAUGGCAAAGUUAAAACAUCCCAUCAGUUGCAAGGCCCUUACAAAGCCUCCAAGGGAUCAGAAGCCGCCACCAUUCACAAGAGGGUUUGCUCCAAACAAACCAACACAUAACAAGGUUUAUUCCUUUGAUCUGACCAAGGUGGAUGCUUUAUUUGACGAAAUGUUGCUACAGAAAGCAAUAGAGACGCCCCACAGAAUGCCCAAGCCAGAAGAGCUCAAGGGCAGGCAGUACUGCUGGUGGCACAACUCUUGGAACCAUUCUACCAGUAGUUGUGUUGUUUUCAGAGAUGUCAUACAGGAAGGAAUAACAUCAAGAAGGCUGAAGCUGGCAGAGAAACCUCCAUCAGUCACAACAGAUCCUUUUCCCCGAUCACAAGUCAACAUGGUCAACCUAAAUUAG